AACGUUGCCAGCGUGACUGACCUUGACCCAGCUGACCCUCCGUCGUCUUUCCUCAUGGAUUCUCAGGCUGGCGGUAGGCCCGAUGCGCCGUGUUUGUUGCCUUUGAUAGCGAAGGCCGUCAAGUUAUCUCAAGAGUUGCCUACUGUUAACACGCCCGCUUUCGUUUAUUACAAUGACUUUCCUCAUUAUAAAGCGGUGGCUGCUGGACAAUCAAGACGUAUCCUUUCAGUUAUUCAGAAAAUGUUGGAUAUCCUGGACGCUAAGUCCAAUGUUCUCGAUAUCACGAAUACGAAUUCUCGAGAAAAGUUCUCUUCUAUCGUCGACGCUAAUGAUAGACUCCUUGAAAGACUGUCAAUGGCAAUGGACUUCGAAGAAGAUCCUAGUCGAAAGUCGUCUAGGCUUACUGCCCCCGAGUCCCUUGUCGUGGCUGUUGAGAAAAGACAGCACACUUCUCUUGAGUGGUUGAAAAAUAAGUCAGAGGCGCAAGAUUCUGAUGGGUUGUUGAGGCUACUCAGUUCUACCCAUGUUCGCCGACCUCAGUCUUUGUUUUCUACCCCACCGGACAAUUCCGCUUCACCCUUCAGGCCUAGAUUAGCCUACAAACCCAAUGCAAUUCGCUCACUUUCACUUUCUCUUCCAGACCAACUUCCUGAUGAUGAAGAGGCUCCUCAUCCGUAUGAAGCAGAGCUAGCGUUUUUCGCUACUGCUUUAGCGAACUGGGAGCCUCUGCAGGUUACCAGUCUUCCAGCACCAUUAGACACCAACUACCAGUUUAUCGAUCAGCCGGAUGCUCUAGAUAUGGCAAUCAAAGAACUUUCCACUCAUUUGGAAGUUGCGGUAGACCUGGAGCAUCAUAACUACAGAACAUAUUUUGGUAUCACCUGUCUCAUCCAACUGAGCACAAUAAGCAUGGACUAUGUACUUGAUGCACUGGCUUUGCGGGACCACCUGUAUAAACUCAAUGAGAUAUUUACCAAUCCGAAAAUAAUCAAGGUUUUUCACGGUUCUGAACUGGAUCUUAUGUGGCUGCAACGCGACUUUAGCGUCUAUGUUGUGAAUCUGUUCGACACAGGUUUGGCAGCUCGCGCGUUGCAACUUGGGCAUUAUUCGCUAAGCUAUCUUCUCCAGCGCUAUGCCAAUGUUCGGACCUGCAAGAAGUAUCAAUUGGCUGAUUGGCGCAUAAGGCCGCUUCCGGCUGAGUUGAUCGAAUAUGCCCGAACGGAUACACACUACUUGUUAUACAUCGGGAGUCUUCUCUGCCAAGAACUACAAGACCGCGGACUACUUCAUGUCGUUUUGGAGAGAGGAAGGCAGAUGUGUCUCAAGUGUUACACAAAGCCGCCCUUCGAUCCACUUGGAUACAUGAAUCUUUACAAACACGCUGCCGGAACAAACUUCAAUCACCGGCAACUUUACGCCCUGGAACAAUUGUACGCGCUGCGCGACUCCAUCGCACGAAGAGAGGACGAAAGCGUCCAUUAUGUGCUUCCAAAUCACAUGUUAAAAGUGAUUUCUGAAGUGUUGCCGAGAGAAAGCUCUGGGUUGUUCGCCUGCUGUAACCCUAUUCCUCCUUUGGUGCGAAAAUACGUUCACGAUCUUCACAAAAUCGUUCUGGACGCCCGGGAUCGGUUACUCAGUGAACUGCCAUUAACAGCUGAUUCUGGUCUAACUGAUGUCGCGAAACCUGAGUCGGAGGACUCCGUUGUUUUGGAUACAAGCGCUUAUGCUGACCUCCAACGCUCCCAACCUGCUCUUCCACAUGACCAGUCCGGCGGACAUGACACAAUCGGCGUUCAACGGAUUACUGGGGCUGCAGACGCUUAUAUAUCUUCCUUUGAUUUUUUCUGGCGCGAUGGGAACUUAUUGCGUGUCUUUUAUUCGAAUGUUGAUUAUUAA
This is a messenger RNA of Dicrocoelium dendriticum, 1896 nucleotides long. The record is from the annotation of a GenBank genome assembly. NCBI's taxonomy places the organism in Eukaryota, Metazoa, Platyhelminthes, Trematoda, Plagiorchiida, Dicrocoeliidae.